UUUCACAUUUUUACGCCGUUGUUUUUGUUAGGGGCAUUGUAUUGCUUUAAGUCACAUUGCACUUAGUUAAACACAUUUUUCAACAAAAUAAACUAAAUAAUAUCAAUUAAAAACUAAAAUGUCAUUGAAGCUAUUGAAGCAAAGUGUGGAUAUCGUUCAAGAGGAACUGCAAGGCAGUAAACAAAACAAAACUUCGGGCAAGAGAAGUGGUUCUUAUAAUAUUAAAGCGGAAGACAAAAAAUUUAAGCCAUAUAAAAAGAACAUACAGGAGGUAAAGAGCGAUCUCAAAACCAAAGACAAAAAAUCAGAAGAAAAUAUUAAGAGGCUUCUGGCGCUGUCUAUGAACACCAUUAACAUCAAAGACGCGGAAAAGAUUGUCCAGAGAGCGCACAAAGGACGUUAUGUUAAGAAGAUCAUACCUAAAGUAAAACAGGAGUCUAUUUUCACCGAAGAAGAUUUCCGUAAAUUUGAAGAGGAAUAUUUCAAUUCAUAGCACUGCAAUUGCUAAUGUGUUUUAUAAUAUUUUAGAAAAUUUUACGAAAAUUUGUUUAAUAAUAAAACUAAGAUACUAUAGAAUUCUGUUA
This is a messenger RNA of Musca domestica (house fly), 584 nucleotides long. Its product is annotated as active regulator of SIRT1. The transcript has 3 exons. The record is from RefSeq and is a predicted model, not a curated record. The coding region runs from base 119 to 493 and encodes 124 amino acids. NCBI's taxonomy places the organism in Eukaryota, Metazoa, Arthropoda, Insecta, Diptera, Muscidae.